Molecule: messenger RNA, 3234 nt
Organism: Drosophila bipectinata
Lineage: Eukaryota; Metazoa; Arthropoda; Insecta; Diptera; Drosophilidae
Product: lethal (3) 05822
Biological process (GO): plasma membrane tubulation; endocytosis; actin cortical patch localization
Cellular component (GO): actin cortical patch
Molecular function (GO): lipid binding; protein binding
Source: RefSeq, a predicted model, not a curated record
CUUUGGCCACAUUGCAAAACGUUUCCAAAAGAGCAACAACGCGUCGCGGCGUAGUAAAAGUUAAAAUAAAUAAAUUAAAUUAAUAAAUUUCUAUCGGCCGCUGCGUAACCCAACAUAGCACUCAGGUCACAAAUAGUGUCAGAGCGUCCCUUAAGUAAAAAUCGUUUUCGUUGUCUUCGUCAUGGCAAUUUUGUUGCUUUAGUGUGUGUGCGUGACUGUAAUUAAGCAAAAGUAUUAAGAAAAAGUUGCACAUUUUGCAAUCUGCCUGGUCGCUGCGAAAAUAGUGAGGUUGUCGCAGUAGCUGUUCCAGCUGCGUUUUGGGUGCACUUCCUUCUUUUUUCGGAUAUGCUACAUCAUUUGCAGCUGCUGCUACCAAGUUGUUGUUGUUGCUGAUAUCAACAUACCCGCACACCUCUCUCUCGUUAACUACCUUGAGUGCGAGAGAGGGCGAGGGCGAAAGAGUGCAAAGUUGAUGCCGUUCAACUAAGCUCGCCGUGUGGAUUCGUGCGUGUGUUUGUGUGCUUUAAUGGACGUCGACGGCCACAACAAAUUAGUUGCCAUAGUGUGAGUGCGCGGUAUUAGUCACUUUCGGUCUUGGCUUUUGUCUUUUUGUCAGCCGACCUCCACACGGCCCCCACCUCGCCCAUUGGAGCGCAUCACCAAGUCGGCCGCUCCGAAAAGCCAACUCUGCGGACCGCAUCAAAACGGAUCGAAUCUGGUCGAGUCAGGCCUCGUCAAAAGGCAACAUGACCAUUCCGUCGAGACCAGCGCCUGCACCGCCGGGUUCACGUGGCCAGAGCGCCGCUGCGGGAGCCAACGCUAGUCUGGAACAACUGCGCCUCCAGCUGCAGCAACAGCACUUGCAGCAGCAACAGGCGGGCGGAGGCCUCCAGAAGCUGACCAUCAAACUCCCGCCGCCUCCUAAGGGUCCCCUGCAGUCGCAGAAUUCUAUCCACAGGCGGAGCAACAACAUCAACAACAACAACGAGCAAACCGGAUCGAGCAUCACGCGGAAGUUCCCCCAGGCGCGCUACACGCCAGCCACCAACUGGGACGAUGAUCCUUUUGUUUCUAACGGGAAUGAUCGUUUCAAGAAGAUGGCACCGCCACGACCGCCGCCACCGAAGGUUUUGGUAAAUGGCCAGAAGAUGGCCGCAACCUCCACCUCAACGGCAGCGACGAACGGAGGCGGUAUCAAUCUCAUCUCGAACAUCUUCCACCGCAAGAAGUCAACGUCAACGGCAGUGGCCGCUGCUUCCAAGGCCGCGGCGCAGAAUCGUGUCUACGGUCUGAGCAGCGGUCAUUCCGAAGCGACAGCUACGGUCAGUGCCUGUGGCACUUCCGCGGCAAGCUACAAUGAUGGGGACUGGAAUGCCGCCUGGAACACGGCCACCACCGUCUCCACCACGACAACAAGCACCAACAACAGUAAGAGCCAUUACGCUUCCCAGCAGAUGAGCACGGUGACUGAAGGGGCGCUCAUCAGCUUUGACUCGCCACCAUCAUCUCCCACCUUCACCCAAAAGUCAAACAGCGACUGCGUGAGCGUGGACAGCUUCAGCUCGGACAGCAACUUCAGUUCUCCCAACAAUGGUAGCGUGUCACAACCGGAGAGUGGCUUUGAGGACGAUUAUCACCGAUCGCGCCCGUCCACACAGAGUCCGCUAGAUCCGUGGGAGGCGGUGGACACAUUUGGUCAUGUUGGCCCUGGUGUCGACAGCUUCGGCACAGCUCCUGUACGUCAGACAUAUCAAUCGGUGCAGUCUCGCAGCUCGGACAAUCCUCUCUGUAAUGGCAAGAGCCUGCUGCCACCUACCCAAUCGCUAACGAUGCCCACUAUCAUCAAACCGAAAAUAUCGGCUAAGCCGAAGGCCCCAAAGCCACCACCGUUUAUCGGAGGCAUUCCACCGGGCUAUGGGGGUUCUGAUACACCGCCAUCGCCUCCGAUGCCCAAAGGAGCGCCGCCACCGCUUCCGCCGGGUGCUAUAUCGAUGCUCGACGUUAUAUCAGGAAAGGUGGAUGCUACAGCGUUGUCCAACGGCGCUCAGGGUUAUAUGCAGGAGGAAGUCGUGCCUUAUGCCGUCGCUCUAUACAACUUCGACGGCGUUGAGGAAGGGGAUCUGAGCUUUAGGGAGAACGAAAAAAUAUAUCUGCUGGACCAGCCGGCGGAGGAAUGGUUGCGAGGUCGUUUGCGUUCAGGCUGCGAAGGCAUCUUUCCGGCCAACUACGUGGAAGUUAUAGUGCCAUUGGGGUCAGUGGGUCAUCAAAGUUCUGCAAGUUCAGCCAUUGCGGGAGCUGCUGCACCCGCUGCUAUCACCUCGCAGCCUCAACAGGCGCUUAUGCCCACCGCCUAUUGUUUGUACAACUUCCCCGGCGAGGUCGAAGGAGAUCUAGCAUUAAGGGAGAAUGAAUUGGUAACACUGCUUUACAAAAUAAACGACGAAUGGCUGUUCGGCGAGGUGGACGGACGUCAAGGGCAGUUUCCGGCCAACUUCCUGGACCAAGUGCCCGAGAACCUACCCACACUCUAACCAAAACCACUCGAAGCCGGAUGUCCUUAGUGAAGUAUGGAACACACUACGAGCCAUGUCGAUAAGUGAUGGAAAGUCGUCAAGCGAACUGAAUCAUAUACACGCAUAAUAUUAUAUAAUUGUAUUUUUGCUAUAUCUUGUGCGAAAAAAUAUUUCAAUACGAACCUAGUCUAGGAUAACUAAUAUGUAAGACAACCAAAAGAUGUUUUAUUGGAACCAAUCGAUGCAUAUUGUCUUCUCCUCCCUAUCCCAGCCUGCACAAGGGAGCGAUUCACUGAUUUUAUGUUUAUACCGUAAAAUAUUUGUUUUUCUUUCUAAAAGAUCUGAUGUAUUCAUGUAUUCUUCGAUUGUUUGCUGAUAAAGUCCCUCAAGUAUUUACCCCGCCAGCUUACCCGUAUACAGAAUGAUGGCAUAAAUUGUAUAUAAGAUAGUUUCUACGUGAUUUAUAUUAAUGAUUAUUUAAAUCGAGUUUAAUUAGCUGCAUAGUUAGGGACAUGUUAUGCCUAGUUUACAAUUCCAAUUUAAGGAGCAGCAUGUCUAAUUGUAUGAAUUAUUUGUUCAAGUGCUCGAGUGAUUUGUGGUAGGACCUAUUUGUCGACAGAAGAGUGCUGACCACACAAUCAGUAGGAACAUACUAUCAAAUAUAAAAAUAUCCUAGUAUCAAAGGAGAAUAACUGAAAUAAAUGAUGAUAAUAAAUGAAAA